Mesocestoides corti is the source of this 660-nucleotide messenger RNA. Lineage: Eukaryota; Metazoa; Platyhelminthes; Cestoda; Cyclophyllidea; Mesocestoididae. The record is from the annotation of a GenBank genome assembly.
AUGCCGUGUGUUUGCGCGUCAUUUCAGAACGACCUCACUCUCACCCUGUGCGCCAUCUACGAUUACUUUGGCCUUCUGCUUCGCGCACUAGCGUCGCCUUCUAAAUUCAUGCUGCAGGCCCUCUGCGGACCUGCCGGUACCCACGACGAACCGGAUCCCCUCCUCUCCACCGCCCCUUUCUCCCAUUGCUCCCCUCUUGAACGUGUCUGUGAAGAAGUCUGCACCUUUGCGUCCACGCAGUACCAGUUCAUCGAACAACCGUGGUACGGCUGCUACACUUGUGGCAUGACUUCCGGCCGCGGCGUCUGCCACCUGUGUGCGCAACUCUGCCAUGCCGGUCACGACCUCGUGUUCAACACCACGGGUGACUUCUUUUGCGACUGUGCUGCUGAAUUUGGUGUGCUGGGGAAGUGCUGUUCUGUGACGAGAAGACUCGGACGCCAUGGGUGUCUUCGCAAGCCGAAUUCGUCGAAUGGGAGCCAUGCGAAGACGUUCCGGUGCGCUAACCUCGUCACUCGCAAAGACCGUUUCUCGGGCACCAGAUGGAGUUGGCGAAACACCGCUGCCUCCCGUUCAACCUCUUCCCACCCUUUCUGUAAUGUAUGGUUGCUGUGGUGCCUUAGGCCAGUCGAAAGGCAAUCUCUGGAAGGCCGACGAUGA